UUUAGCGCGUAGAUUUUUGUAAAGCAAUUUACUAGACAUUCCUAAAUGCUCAUAUUUCAUAUACCUUGAAGAUAAUCCUUCCAUGUCUGUAGUCCGGUAUUGUUUCAUCUACUUAUAUUUUGACAGGCAGAACAACAACAACAACAACAGACCGGACGUGUGGCCGGCUUAGCUGUGCCGUGAGUUUGAUGGGCCUGAAGCACUAUUACGGCACUAGUGAGGCAUCAGUGGACAGUAGUGGGACGCCAGUAGGAUAGCAUGCCGACAGCCGUGGUCCUGGGCGGCGGGGUCAGCGGCCUGGCCGCUGCUUACUACCUACACAGACUGAGCACAAAGUUUUCCAAGAUUAUCUUGCUGGAGCAUCAGACCCGACUGGGGGGCUGGCUCCACACCACCAGAUACCCAGAUGGGGCCAAGUUUGAACAUGGACCUCGGAGUUUCCGUCCGGCAGGUCACUCUGGUAUCAACACUAUAGAUCUGGUAGAAGAACUAGGUCUGUCAGAUCAAGUCCUGGCCAUGCCAAUGUCACACCCGACAACCAAGUUUCGAUAUAUUUACGUCAGUGGCAGAUGUCAUGCUCUUCCCAGUGGUCUGGGUGGGGUCCUGCGAACUCUGUCGCCAUUCUCCAAGCCCUGGGUGUUUUCACUUGCAUCAGAACCCUUCAGAGCUCGGAGUUCUGAGGAGGACGAAAGUGUUGAUAGCUUUAUCCGAAGAAGACUUGGACCAGAGAUUGCUGAGUAUGCCAUAGACCCGAUGUGUCGGGGGAUAUAUGCAGGGAACAGCAGGGAACUCAGUGUCCGUUCAUGUUUCCCCCCACUGUACAAGUGUGAGUCAGAGGAUGGCUCUAUAGUGAGAGGCAUGCUGUGGCCAUCAAAAGGUAGGCAAAGGCCAGAAAGACGCUCCAAGUUGUCAAAGCGAGCCAGAGAUGAGAGAUGGGCAGCAUGGAGUCUGAGAGAUGGCACAAGUCAAUUGACCGACACCCUGGUCACUCAGUUAUCAGAGGACCCACGGGUGGAGGUGCGUGUUGGGAGUCCCUGUGAGGCAGUCACACCCACAGAUGGCAAACUACAGGUGGUAACACAAGGGGAGACUAUCCAGGCAGACCAUGUUUUCUCUUCACUAUAUGCAGCUGCCUUGUCCAGCUUGUUGCCUGACCAGUUGGUGGAGCUGAAAGCGUUCCUGUCCUCCAUCCCAGCGGUCACUGUUGCAGUAGUCAACCUAGAGUACUCGGGCCACGUCCUACCAGCCCAGGGUUUUGGCCACCUGUUACCUUCCUCAGAAGAUGGGAAGAUGUUAGGGGUUGUGUAUGAUUCUUGUGCCUUCCCGGAGCACGAUCGCCAGGAUAAACCUUCCACAAGACUCACAGUGAUGAUGGGAGGAGCCUGGAUCAGAGAGCUAGUCUCAGAAGUGGGGUCAGAUCUGAAUGAGAACGCCCUCACUUCCCUGGCCGUCAAAGGUGUACAAGAUCAGCUGGGCAUUGUCGACUCCCCAUCUAGGUCUAUAACCAAAGUACAGAGGAACUGUAUCCCUCAGUAUCUGGUGGGGCACUGGCAGAAGCUGGCAGGCAUCCACAGCUUGACAGAGAAGACCAACCUUCCCCUCAGUUACAUCGGCUCCUCCUACCAGGGGGCCAGCGUUAAUGACUGUAUCUACAAUGCUAAGCUGGAGGUAGAGAGGGUGUUGUCAUCUUGAGGUACUUGAUGUCAGCUUAAUACUGGAAUAAGCUGAUAUGGUUCACAUACAACCUAGUUUGUUUUAUUAAGAAAACCUUUCUCUUUACUGCCUCUUGAUAUUCAUCUCUUUUAGUGACAUUCCUGUUUGAUAGUGUUCGUGUCUGUUUUAAGACACACGUGUAAUGUUCUGCUUUACAGACACUUCUGUUAUUGUCCAGAUCUGUUUUCGACACACCUGUUAUUAUUUAUGUCUGUUUUGACACACCUAUUAUUGUUCAUGUCUGUUUUGACACGCCUGUUAUUGUUCAUGUCUGUUUUCCACACACCUGAUAUUGUUCAUGUCUGUUUUCCACACACCUGAUAUUGUUCAUGUCUGUUUUCCACACACCUGUUAUUGUUCAUGUCUGUUUUGAAACACCUGUUAUUGUUCAUGUCCAUUUAACUUUACACUUCUUAUAAUGUUCAUGUCUGUUUUACAAACACUUCUGUUUUUGUUGUUUGAUGUUUCAGCACUUAUAUGUUUCAUAUAUGUGUAUUAAUUACCAAGAAUUCUGGAUUUUCCAUUCGAUAACUACUACCCACAGAAGUUAUUAACCAAGUUGGUCAGACUAUCUGUAGACUACAUAAUGAGCAACCAGUAUAAGCACUAGACAGGUGUAAAUGCUAAUAUUCAAACAUAUGAUAUAUGUUUCAUGUGUAACAAAAUUGUUGACAUAUUAAAAAAAGGUAUGUAUUUUUGUAUGUAUUACAAUGUUGAUGGCAUGUUAAAAAAGGGUAUAUGUAUUUUUGUAUGUAUUACAGUGUUGUUGGCAUGUUAAGAAGAAGGUAUGUGUAUUUUUGUAUGUAUGACAGUGUUGAUGGCAUGUUAAAAAAACCUAUAAUUUUGUACGUACUUUGUACAUUAUAACAAAAGAUGUUAAAGAAGGUGAGUGUAUUUUGUUUGUCCAACAACGUUGGUAUACACAUGUAUAUGGAAUGUGUGUGGUAUAAAUAUGGCUUAUAUGUUUUGCAGUGUGGAAUUGUGGAUAGGUUUUCCAUCAUGGUGAGCUGUGACAACGUUUUCUAUCACGAGGUUUGAAGGUUUUCCAUCAUGAUGAGUUGUGACAAGGUUUUCUAUCACAAUGUAGAGUGACAAGGUUUUUCUAUCACAAUGAAGUGUGACAAGGUUUUCUAUCACAAGGAGGUGCGACACGGUAUUCUGUAAUGAUGAGGUGCGACAAGGUUUUCUGUCAUAAUGAAGAGUGACAAGUUUUUCUAUCACAGUGAAGUGCGACAUUUUCUAUACCAACCAGGUGCGACACAGUUUUCUGUAAUGAUGAGGUGCGACAAGGUUUUCUAUCACAGUGUAGAAUGACAAGGUUUUUCUAUGACUAUGAAGUCAUACAAGGUUUUGUAUCUCAAGGAGGUGUGAUAUGGUUUUCUGUAACGAUGAGGUGUGACAAGGUUUUCUAUCACAAUGUAGAGUGACAAGGUUUUUUAAUGACUAUGAAGUGUGACAAGGUUUUCUGUCACAAGGAGGUGCAACACGGUUUUCUGUAAUGAUGAGGUGCGACAAGGUUUUCUAUCAUAAUGAAGAGUGACAAGUUUUUCUAUCACAGUGAAGUGCAACAACGUUUUCUAUAACAACCAGGUGCGACACAGUUUUCUGUAACGAUGAGGUGCGAUAAGGUUUUCUGUUACAGUGAAGAGUGACAAGGUUUUCUAUCACAGUGAAGUGUGACAACGUUUUCUAUAACAAUCAGGUGCGACACAGUUUUCUGUAACGAUGAGGUGUGACAAGGUUUUCUAUCACAGUGAAGAGUGACAAGGUUUUCUAUCACAGUGAAGUGUGACAACGUUUUCGAUAACAACCAGGUGUGACACAGUUUUUAUAACGAUGAGGUGCAACAAGGUUUUCUAUCAUAAUGAAGAGUGACAAGGUUUUCUAUGACAGUGAAGUGCGACGUUUUCUAUUACAACCAGGUGCAACACGGUUUCCGGUAACGAUGAGG
Liolophura sinensis is the source of this 3664-nucleotide messenger RNA. RefSeq names its product protoporphyrinogen oxidase-like. Gene Ontology annotation, cellular component: mitochondrial inner membrane. The record is from RefSeq and is a predicted model, not a curated record. Gene Ontology annotation, biological process: heme biosynthetic process. The transcript has 11 exons. Gene Ontology annotation, molecular function: protoporphyrinogen oxidase activity, oxygen as acceptor. Lineage: Eukaryota; Metazoa; Mollusca; Polyplacophora; Chitonida; Chitonidae. The coding region runs from base 259 to 1692 and encodes 477 amino acids.